Messenger RNA from Telopea speciosissima, 2329 nucleotides. RefSeq names its product ankyrin-2-like. The transcript has 2 exons. Gene Ontology annotation, molecular function: protein binding. NCBI's taxonomy places the organism in Eukaryota, Viridiplantae, Streptophyta, Magnoliopsida, Proteales, Proteaceae. The record is from RefSeq and is a predicted model, not a curated record. The coding region runs from base 164 to 2194 and encodes 676 amino acids.
CUCUUGCUUUCCCUUCUUUCAUAGCCUUUCUUCUCUGUCGCUCUGUCCUUGCUUUUCUUUCACAACUCUACUGUCAAAAUCGUAAAUUUCCCAUAUUUUCUUGUUUCCAUCUCAAAAGACCUCUAGAAGCUAUAGUUCCCUCUGCAUUCUCUUCCACAUCAAAAUGCCUCCUUCAUACUUCCCUCUGCGGUGGGAGAGCACAGGAGAUCAGUGGUGGUACGCCUCCCCAAUCGACUGGGCUGCUGCCAACGGCCACUAUGACCUGGUCAGGGAGCUUCUCCAUCUCGACACCAACCAACUCAUCAAGCUCACCUCCCUCAGGCGAAUUCGCCGUCUUGAAACCGUCUGGGACGACGAAACCCAGUUCAAGCAUGUCGCCAAGUGUCGUUCUCAGGUUGCUCGGAAGCUGUUCGUAGAAUGUGAGAGCAAGAGAGGAAACAACUCCCUCAUACGUGCAGGCUACGGUGGAUGGGUUCUGUACACUGCUGCCUCCGCUGGGGACUUGGGGUUUGUCAAGGAAUUGCUCGACAGGGACCCUCUGUUAGUAUUUGGGGAAGGAGAGUUCGGUGUCACGGAUAUCUUUUACGCUGCUGCAAGGAGCAGGAAUUCUGAGGUGUUCAGGGUCCUGUUUGAUUUCGCAGUCUCACCAAGGUGUUUGAUGGGAAGUGGAGGAGAAACAGAGCAGCAGCCAGAGGAGGUUCCUUCGGUUUUUAGGUGGGAGAUGGUGAACAGGGCUGUUCAUGCAGCAGCUAGAGGAGGUAACUUGGAGAUCCUCAGGGAGCUUCUUACAGAUUGUACUGAUGUCUUGGCUUAUAAGGAUCUUCAGGGUUCAACGAUCUUGCAUGCUGCCUCUGGCAGGGGACAGGUUGAGGUAGUCAAGUAUCUAGUGGCAUCCUUUGACAUCAUCACCUCAACUGACAAUCAAGGAAACACGGCAUUGCAUGUGGCUGCUUACAGGGGUCACUUAGCAGUGUUAGAGGCUCUAAUUCUUGCGUCGCCUUCAUCCAGCUCUUUGAAAAACAAUGGGGGAGAUACCUUCCUCCAUAUGGCUGUGGCUGGUUUCCGCACUCCAGGUUUCCGAAGGUUGGACAGACAGAUUGAUCUCAUGAAGCAGUUGGUCUGUGGAAAGAUCAUAAGUAUGCAAGAUGUCAUUAAUAUCAGAAACAAUGAUGGAAGAACUCCCCUUCAUAUGGCUGUUCUUGAGAAUAUGCACUCUAAUCUGGUGGAACUCCUAAUGAGGGUACCGUCAAUUGAUUUGAACAUACGUGAUGUUUAUGGCAUGACGCCGCUAGAUCUCCUCAGACAAGGGCCAAAAUCUGCAUUAUCUGAAUUACUGAUUAAGCAGUUGAUUUCUGCUGGUGGAAUGUCCAAUUGUCAGGACUAUACGGCUAGAAAUGCCAUCGUUUCUCACCUAAAGAUGCAAGGCAUUGGAAGCAGUCCUGGAACUUCCUUUAAAAUCUCUGAUGCAGAGAUAUUCUUGUACACAGGCAUUGAGAAUGCAUCAGAUGCUGGUGGUGAUCUGGGAAGUGCAACGUGCUCAAGUGAAAUAAGUAACUUUGACUCAGCCGAUGGGAGCCAUGGCUCUUUUGAUAAUAAAAAGCCUAAUUCUGUAAACUAUGCAGCAAGACGUCUAAAAAUUCUCCUCCAAUGGUCAAGGCGAAAAGAAAAGAAAACUGAAGAUUUGAAGAAGUUGGGAGAUGAUGAUUCAGUAGGAUCAUGUAAGAAACAGAGAAAUUUGGAUGACACUGCAACGCCACUCAGGCAAAGAUUCUCAAAACCCUCAUCUCUUCCGAACAACAAAAGGGCUCUUUCUGUCAGGAGUAAUCUUCCAAGUCCAUCCCGCAAGAAGAAGCUUGCUGUAGGACUAAUCCAUGGUGUUGUUCAGGCCAUACCACAGUUAUCUGUUCCCACCAGAUCAUCUACCAGUUCUUUCUCAAACUCACCGAUUCCGUCACCUACUUCAUUGGAUAAACAAAAAGGUGUGCAUACUGGAAAUGAAAGUGCUGAUCCCUCUUGCUCUAAGCAAUCUCUAAUUGGUGGAGCAGUGGACAUGAGCCAAAAACAAACCCCAGUAAAAAGGAGGUUGAUGAACCAGUACUUCUGUUUCGGUGCACAAAGCUUGGCUGUACAUGACCCUGCUAUGGGGCCUCCGUCAAACCAGGGUUAUAAGCGUUCACUUCUAUCAGUGUCUUGAUUGAGUUGGUCUAAAAGGAUGGUGCCUGUGUGGCUCCUGCCAUUAGAGACUGUUCAAAAUCAUCUCAUCAGGUUUACUUCACCUUUAAAUGCAUUAGAUCAAUAGAGAUCUGAAGAUGUUAUUUUGUUCUCAUUC